Messenger RNA from Drepanopeziza brunnea f. sp. 'multigermtubi' MB_m1, 525 nucleotides. RefSeq lists its product as uncharacterized. Gene Ontology annotation, cellular component: nucleolar ribonuclease P complex. Gene Ontology annotation, biological process: tRNA processing. The record is from RefSeq and is a predicted model, not a curated record. Lineage: Eukaryota; Fungi; Ascomycota; Leotiomycetes; Helotiales; Drepanopezizaceae.
AUGGCGAAAGUUAGUACGGCGAAAGUUAGUACGGCGAAAGCCAAGUCCAGUCGGGUGCCUAACAAAGCCAUCUACAGCAGAGUGUCAUACCUCUAUCAAGCGGCAGCAUACAUGGCAGCCCAACAAGAGCACUGCAAGUCCGCCGAAUCCCAGACUACUAAGGGAAACGACUAUGCAGAGCCCGAUGGAAGCUCAGCAGAGUCCCUAAAGCCUCUUUUUCAAUGUGCAUCCAGACGUCUUGUCGCCGAGUUCCGAGCCGUUUCCCACAAAGCUCUAUUACGAAUCUCACCAGCCAUGAAGCACUCAAUCUGCAAGGGCUGCGACACAAUGUUGAUUGACGGGUCAACUUGCACAAAUGAAAUCGAGAAUAGGAGCAGGGGAGGAAAGAAGCCUUGGGCAGAUGUCCUUGUGCGGAAAUGCAGCACUUGUGGACUGGCCAAAAGGUUUCCUGUGGCUGCGAAGAGGCAGAAGAGAAAACAGGAUCGGGGCUUCCCAGAGGAAAUCGCCAUGGAGGCAGAUCCGUAG